This is a messenger RNA of Sycon ciliatum, 2099 nucleotides long. RefSeq names its product DNA primase small subunit-like. Bases 173 to 1444 code for a protein of 423 amino acids. Gene Ontology annotation, cellular component: alpha DNA polymerase:primase complex. NCBI's taxonomy places the organism in Eukaryota, Metazoa, Porifera, Calcarea, Leucosolenida, Sycettidae. The transcript has a single exon. The record is from RefSeq and is a predicted model, not a curated record. Gene Ontology annotation, biological process: DNA replication, synthesis of primer.
CGAAACUGAGCUGAGCUAUUUGAACAAGAGUCGACUGCAAACUCAGCCCGAAGGACGGUCCAACGCUAACUGGAAAGGAGUUGGUCCCUGAUCUUGAGUGAGUGUCUCUAUCAGUGUAUCACUUGGAUUGAUAAAUAUGUAAGGUGUUUGCUUUGUCAGAAGCGAUACCAAAAUGGCAUCCAGCUACGAUGAAAUGAGUCCGAAGGACUUGCUUGCAGUUUAUUACGGCCGGUUGUUUCCAUAUACACCAUUCUACCGCUGGCUUUCCUAUGGUGGACUGAGGAAGAAUUACCUGGCAAAUAGAGAGUUUUCAUUUACAUUGGAUGGAGAUAUCUACAUCCGCUACUUGUCUUUCUCUGAGCAGUCUGAUUUUGAGAAAGAACUGCAGCAGAAAAACCCCUGUAAGAUCGACAUCGGAGCAGUAUUUUCUCACAAGCCCAGAGACCACAAGGCUGUCCAGGCAUCAGCAUUUCGUGCGGAGGAGAAGGAGCUGGUGUUUGAUAUUGACAUGACCGACUACGACGACGUGAGAAACUGCUGCAGUGGAGCGGCAAUCUGCGAGAAGUGCUGGCCACUGAUGACUGUAGCCAUUCACAUCCUACACCGAGCUCUGACCGUGGAUUUUGGAUACAAGCACUUGCUGUUUGUGUACAGUGGCCGUAGAGGUGUACAUUGCUGGGUGUGCGAUGAGGCGGCACGGCAGCUGAGCGCGUCAGGCCGCAGUGCCAUCGCCGAGUACUUGAGCGUCAUCAAGGGCGGCGAGUGUCAAACAAAGAAAGUUCAACUUCGUGGGUCAUCCAUGCACUCUUCACUGCAGCAUGCCAGUCAGGUGAUCAAGAAAUACUUCCCCACGCUGGCCCUUGAGAAUCAGGACAUACUCGGCACGCCAGAGCGUUAUGAGAAAGUCUUAUCGCUCAUCCCCAGCGAAGACGUACGGAAAUUCCUCCGUGAGAAAUGGAGCCACAAGUCUGCUGCGACUUCCUUUGAUCGUUGGAGUGAGCUGGAAAGCGCUGUUGCUAACCAGAGCUCCAAAGACAUGACACACUGCAUUGAGGAAAUCCAGUUCCAGUACACCUAUCCUCGACUGGAUGUGAACGUCAGCAAAGGUGUCAACCAUUUACUGAAGAGCCCUUUCUCUGUGCAUCCGAAAACAGGCAGGGUUUGUGUGCCAAUCAGCUAUGCUGCCGUUGAUAGCUUUGAUCCAUUCACGGUUCCCACGGUCAAUGAGCUAUGCCGUCAACUGGAUGAAUGCGUUGCAAAGGAGGCCGAGGCAGACAGUGAGCAGGAUGCUGUCGAGCCUGGGCGAAAGCGGAAACGAAUGCCUGAAUGGGCGAAAACGGAACUGGAGCAGGCAGUCUCGAUCUUUAGCGACUUUGUGAAGAAGAUGGAAUUGGAAUGGCAUGCAGCGAAGCAGGAGUCCAGGGACAUGGAUAUGUCAUGGUAGGUUCAACAACUAUCUCAGACAUCAUUCUAGAUUUGGUCACUUCUCACACACAUACAUACACGCACGCGCGCUCACACCUCAGACAUGCACGUGCGCGCACACAUGCACGCACACGCACACUUAACCUUUCUUAGACACAAGACCCUGUCAUAAAACUCAUGAUACAAAUUAACAAUACUGUCCUAUCAGCACGUUCUGCUGUGCUCUGCUCUCUUGGACGCACAAAAUUCUCUUUUCUUCUUUCUUUUUUUUACAGUUGAGGCUGCGUGUACAGAUCUUCUUUGUCAUGACUCUCGUGACAACGCUGCAUCAGUGCUCUGCUGCAUCGCAUGUACUUCAAUUUCCAGAAACACUUUGUCUCUCAUGUGCCUCCCGUGUGAUAAUGCUGCACGUAAAAGUCCAAUCCGUCAACUUUGCGAAUAGUGACCCCCCCCCCGAGAGAGAGAGAGAGAGAGAGAGAGAGAGAGAGAGAGAGAGAGAGAGAGAGAAUCAAUAGUUUCCCGAGCAUGCAUAAUGCAGCAGCCAGCCCUGACUAGCCAUGCACUGUUUUUUUCUUUUCUCUCUUUCUCACAUGUACGUGUACAAGUUCUACACCAGCAUAGAAUAAUUAUGGACAAUCCACCAACAUAAGUAGCACAGUUCACAAGAGACAGAA